Lucilia sericata (common green bottle fly) is the source of this 2402-nucleotide messenger RNA. Its product is annotated as coiled-coil domain-containing protein 149-like. The coding region runs from base 193 to 2115 and encodes 640 amino acids. The record is from RefSeq and is a predicted model, not a curated record. The transcript is spliced from 6 exons. NCBI's taxonomy places the organism in Eukaryota, Metazoa, Arthropoda, Insecta, Diptera, Calliphoridae.
UACCGUGCCUGCAAAUAAGACAACUCUGUCAUUGAAUGAAAACAAAUAUAAACAAUCGAUUUUUUAAAUGACAGCUGUCUCAACUGUCAUCUCUAAUAAAGUGAAAAUUUGUGAAAAUUUUGUAUAUUUUUUUUCAUUUCCUAACAAAAAAUCUAAUUUCACUACUAAUUCAAUGCUUGAAAAAAUCACAAAAUGUCCGAUGAUGAAAGUAUGUCUUUAGGACAAUAUAAAAUUAAGGCUUCCACUGUGUGGACCCAACGAAAACGUACACAACAGGGUCGAGAAGUAAACAAUAGCGAAUACGAUGAAAUGUUUGGAGAGCAUAUGGAAAACUAUAGUGUGGAAACGACGGCACUGCAUCGUAAGCUACAAAGUAAAAUGGAGGCUUUACGUAUACUACGCAAGGAAUUGGAAAAGUUUCGCACAGAACGAGAUCAAUUCAAAUUGAUGGCCGAAACUUUGCAAUUGCGUUAUGCAGCCUUGAGACGCAAUAGUCUAUCGGAUAUGGGUGGUUUUACCAGCGAUACCAGUGGAGUGCCCGGCAGUAGUAGUAAAACUAGUGUGGCAAAGAUUUUACACGAAAGUAGAGAACGAAAUAUUAAACUUACCACAGAAGUUGAGGCUUUAAAACAAAAACUAUCCGAGGUUCAGGGUGACAUUGAGGUAUUAAGAGGAUGUCAAAAACCUUUACCCGAAGAAGCGAAAAAAUCUCAAAAAACAAAAGUUUCUAUUAAAGAGGACUCUUCUGUGGAUGUUUGUACUAAGGAUAUGUUUUUACAGUGGAAACAAGAACGCUCAAAUUUUAUUUGUCACUUGGAACAAUUAAAGAAAAAGAAUGCUCAAUUAGCUUUUGACUUAAAAGCGGUUAUCGAUGAAAAAGAAGAAUUAACAAAUGAACGCGAUGCCUACAAAUGUAAGGCACAUCGUUUGAAUCAUGAAUUGCUGGUGGCUUUAAAAGCUAAGGAAACUCAUCCCAAGUUCCUUGAUAUUGACAGUAUCAUUUUGGAGAAUAAGUACCUGAAUGAACGUUUAAAGAAUAUCGAAAAUGAAGUGGAAAUAACUAAACAUUCAUUAAGCAAAUACAAGACAAUGUUGGAAACAAAACGUAAAAAAGGUAUUAUGAAAUUAGGUGCUCAAACACUCAAUUUCGAUGAAAAUAUAUUAUCACAUAAACAAGUUAAAAACCUCUUGGAAAGUGGCAUUGAUUUACCCACAAAAACUGAAACUAUACAGGAUUUGAAAACAUUAUGUUUAACUCUAUUGGAUAAUCUAAAUGAUAAAAAUUUAGCUCUUAACCAUCAAAAGAAAACCAAUAAAAUAUUGGCUACAAAAAUAGCUGAAUUAGAACAGAGAAUGAAAUCUUUGGCCGGUAUUGAAACAAGUAAUGAUGAUCAAGGUUUCUCAGCCUCCGAAUUUCUUCUUAGAGGCUAUUGUCCCUCACUGGUCGAUACUAAUUCAAAUUCUGGCCCGGAGGAGCAAGAGAAAGCAACAAAAACCAGAAUAACUUCAGCCACUACCAACACCACUUUUAAAAGUACAACAUCAUGUGGUGAGAGUCAAGUAACCGAAGAUUCUGGUACAAUGUCAUCGGAAAAUGAAGAAUCCAUAAAAAUAACCAAUGCAGGCAAUUCCGAUGAUGCAAUGUCUUCUUUGUCCACAGAAUCAGGACGUAGUAUACAAUCAUCUGAAUAUGAUUUAACUAAUCAAGAUAUGAUGACUCCAUUAAAUUUAAAUGAUUUCACUGAUGCCGCUCUUUUUACGUAUAAAACACCCUCCACUACCUCUGGUUCGGCAGGUGGUAAAACUCAGCGACAAGAUUCUUCAAGAUCCCUAAUACUACCCAAUGCCAUAGUGCGUGAAAGAAAUGAUGAUUUAAAAGAUUUACCACCUGAAUUGGCUGCCUUGGUGCAAAAAGCUUUACACGAAUUGGAUUUAAGGGAUUUUGAUGAAGUUGUUGGUGGCAUUUGUGAAGAUGUGGCCGUAGAGGCCAAGGAAGAGGAGGAGGCUGUUCACUCCAAUAUAGAGCAAACAAAUAAUGAUAUUUUAGAAGAAGAAUUGAAUAGUGAAGAUGGUGCCAUUGGUGGUGUCUGUUCGAAUUUAAUUGAGGCUAAUUAAAUGAUUAAUUUUCAAUUUUUUAAAUUCCUUUUACUAAUCUCCCACAUUCUCCAAAAUAUAUAUUUUUAUUUUCUAUUACCCUAAUCCAUAUCAGCUAUAAACUAACUCUUCAUUUAAACACAAACCAAGUUGGUCAAACGUAAACAAAAAUACUUAUAGCUAAAUUCGGUAAUAUUUGACAAAGUAACCCUCCCUCUCUAUACAUACUUAACAAACAAUUAUAUAUUUUCUAGUCACUGUUUUAAGAAAGAAAAACUACAAAAAAAAAAAAAAAACAAAUUAAUAAA